This is a messenger RNA of Drepanopeziza brunnea f. sp. 'multigermtubi' MB_m1, 657 nucleotides long. The record is from RefSeq and is a predicted model, not a curated record. Lineage: Eukaryota; Fungi; Ascomycota; Leotiomycetes; Helotiales; Drepanopezizaceae.
AUGACAAAAUUCGACAUUGAGAUCGUGACCGACAGUGUCUGUCCCUGGUGCUACGUGGGGAAGACGAAGCUGGACAAAGCUACUGAGGCGUACAAGGAGGUGCACCCCAACUCGGAGGAUACGUUCUCGAUGACUUGGAUGCCAUUUUAUCUGGAGCCUGGAGCUCCACAGACUGGUGUGGACCGGAUUGGCUACUACCGAGCCAAGUCCGGCCGGGAGAGAACGGAUAUGAUGUUCAAGCGCCUCUCGCAGAUCGGGAGAGAGGUCGGCAUCAACUCCGAGCACGGUGGCAAAACUGGCAACACGCGGGAUUCGCACCGCCUGGUCCAGCUCGGCGAGUCCACAUCGCCAGCCUUGCAGACUCGACUUUUCGCUGCGCAUUUCGAGAACGAAGGCGACAUUACAGGUCACGAUGUCUUGCUGGGCGCAGCCGUCAAAGCUGGUCUCGACGAGAGCGAGGCCAGGGACUGGCUCCAGAGUGAUAGAGGGGGGCCUGAGGCUGAUGGGGAGGUCGAGCAGGCGAGGCUCAAGCAGAUCAGCGGGGUGCCAAACUUCACGGUGCAGGCGAAGUACGAGAUCGGUGGCGUACAGGAUCCGGCUGUGUUUCUGAGACUGUUUGAGAAGAUCAAGGCGCAGGAGGAGGGCGCGGAGGCUUGA